Messenger RNA from Cynoglossus semilaevis (tongue sole), 2708 nucleotides. RefSeq names its product porcupine O-acyltransferase. Bases 455 to 1843 code for a protein of 462 amino acids. Lineage: Eukaryota; Metazoa; Chordata; Actinopteri; Pleuronectiformes; Cynoglossidae. The transcript is spliced from 15 exons. Gene Ontology annotation, cellular component: membrane; endoplasmic reticulum. The record is from RefSeq and is a predicted model, not a curated record. Gene Ontology annotation, biological process: lipid modification; Wnt protein secretion; protein palmitoylation. Gene Ontology annotation, molecular function: palmitoleoyltransferase activity; Wnt-protein binding.
UACACAUACUACUAGAAGGACGACGUCGGAGAAGAGUAAGCCUCAAACCCGAUUGGCUCUAUUAAACGUCACUCAACUCAAACGUACCUGCUGAUUGGCCGACGCGUUCAGCUCGAAGCAGUUGAUUGGCUGCUGUGUCGCGUGGUCCCACAGUUGACAGAGGCCAGCGGUGCUGAUGCUGUGACAAUGGGAAUCUGUCAAAGAACCAUCAUCUGGGCUUAAAAACACGGCGGAACACUGUCAACACGUCAUCAGGAAACAAGAAGAAACUGGACACACACACACAGACAGGCGGUGACCUCCAGCUGCUGUCCCUGAGAAGAGGAGUUUCCCCGGCUGCUGUGACUGACGUGCCCGGCUCUUCUGUCAGCCUUGUGUGGAUGGGGGCUGGGGAUCAGCAGUGAGGGACGCUGACGGCGGCGGCGGCAGCAGGGCAUCAGUGUACACCGCUGUGAUGGCAGCGUUGAGUCGACAAAGGUUUUUCCAGGAGCUCACCCACGGCUGCCUGCUGCCCACAGCUCAGCAGGGCCUGGAGCAGGUGUGGCAGCUGCUGGUUAUCUGCCUGCUGUGUCGGCUCCUCUGGAUGUUAGGCCUCCCCUCCUUCAUCAAACACCUGGGCACCGUGGCCGGCGGCUUCUACGCCCUGUAUCUGUUCUUUGAGCUCCAUAUGAUCUGGGUGGUCCUCCUCAGCCUCCUCUGCUACCUCUUCCUCUUCCUGUGUCGACACUCCACCAUGAGGGGCACCUUUCUGUCGAUCACUGUGCUCAUCUACCUGUUGUUGGGAGAACUUCACAUGAUGGACACCACCAAGUGGCACAAAAUGAGAGGUUCACAGAUGGUGGUGGCCAUGAAAGCCAUCUCUCUGGCCUUUGACUUGGACCGAGGUGUGGUGACCAGCGUACCGUCGCCCGUUGAAUUCAUGGGCUACAUUUACUUUGUGGGCACGGUCAUCUUCGGUCCCUGGAUCAGCUUCAACAGCUACAAAGACGCGUUGGAAGGACACAAGCUGAGCUUCUCCUGGUUCUUGAAGGUCUCCUUCAGCUGGGUGAAGAGUCAGCUCUGCCUCGUUGUUUCCAACUGUGUGGCUCCGUACCUCUUCCCCUACUUCAUACCUGUGUACGGGGACAAGUUACUCCGAGGGAAAAAAAGAAGAAAAAUCAGGAGUACCCUGGCAAAGUGGUUUCUGGCCUAUGAGAACUCCAUGUCCUUCCACUUUAGCAACUACUUUGUGGGAUAUUUCAGCGAGACCACUGCUACUCUGGCUGGAGCUGGCUUCACGGAGGAGAAGGACAACCUCAAAUGGGACAUGACGGUAACCAAACCCCUGAGUGUGGAGUUUCCUCGGUCCAUGGCGGAGGUGGUGACGUCGUGGAAUCAGCCGAUGUCCUGCUUCCUGCACACCUACGUCUUCAGGAGUGCCCUGAAAUUCGGGGCGUUCUCCGCCGUCAUGAUGACAUACGCCGCCAGCGCCCUCCUGCACGGUCUGAGUUUUCACCUGGGGGCAGUUCUCAUAUCCCUGGGCUUCAUCACGUACAUCGAACACGUGUUGCGGAGGAGGCUCGCUGUCGUCCUGAACGCCUGUGUGCUGACAAAGAAGUGUCGGCCAAACUGCACUCAUCGAAACAAAAAGGCGCUCUGGGUCUAUUUGAUUAACGUAGCAUUUAGCGCUUUAGCGGUGCUUCAUCUGACCUACCUGGGAUCUGUGUUCAACUCCAGUGUGGACUACGUAGAGGAAGACGAGGACGACGUCACUCAUCAUACCAUCCAGAAGUGGUCCGAGCUGAGCUGGAGCAGCCACUGGGUGACCUUUGGAUGCUGGAUAUUGUAUCGCCUCCUUCUCUGAGACUCUGGACUCAGAACAAAGGAAGAAGAACAGCAAUAAGAAGUGGUUUUCACUGGGACUGGAUCCUGUAUCAGAGCAGCCCAAACACCUGUGAAUAUUUAUAUAUCAAGUAGCCGACACACAGCAUCGAACAUCUGGCGUGUGGGUGGGCCCCCCCCCCCCCCCCCGCUGAGGGCUAGUUAUUAAACCCACGUAACUGUGUUUCUGCCCCCCCUCCUUUUGUUUUUACAUUGUCACCUCCCUUUAAUCCACACACUAACACUAACACUUUUUGUAUAACUAAUCAACUGCAUCCAAUAACGGAAUCUGAGAUUUAUAAAAACAGAUCAAAACCGGUGACUAGCGCCCCCUGCAGUGUCAUAUUUACACCAGUGCUGCAGCCACGUGUUUGCAGUUGGUCGUCAGUUCUCACCCCCUCGUGGCGUUUAGCGUGACCUUCACAAACCUAUAGAUUUGACAUCUUUACCUCUGACACACCACCCAUGCUGACCGUCUCCACCUCGUCCAGACUGAGCAGGGAAUCAUGGGUAAAAUCUGGUCAAAUCUAAAAUGAUUCUAUAUUAAAUAUUUUUAUGAGACGGUUUAGGAGGUCGGACUGAAACACACGUUAUUAUAUCAUUUGUUCAGUGGUGAUGAGACGUAGAGUUUGAGUCCCAUUUAAGACGACUCGGUCCAACAAGUCUUUUAGAUGUUGUUCUAGUCUUUAUCUCUGUUCUAGUCUUUUUUCUGUUCUUUAUCUUUGUCUUUAUCUCACAUUUUUUCCUUCUGUAAAUGUGAACCCACUGAUACACCUGUGAUAUUUUUAUAAAAUUUUACAUCAAACCCAGACUGACCUCUUUAUAUUUUUUAAAUAUACCUCCACUUU